GUGUGUGUGGGGUGGGGAGGGGGAGAUCUCCAGCGAGAUGGUGGUGUGUCCAGCGCACACGCAGCUCACAGCGACUGGUCUCAGCAUCAGUCCAUCAGUCACCGCACUGCUGUCACUGUGUGUGUCGGCCGCCACCGCACAGUAUGGGGCUCCUGACGCCACCACUGACCCCCCCCGGAAGAAGCCGGACCCUGUGACCUCGGAGACGGUGGUGUUUUGGGGGCUUCGGCUCUGGCAGGUCAUCGGGGUCUUCUCUAUCUUCGCUCUCGCCGUCAUUAUCGUGCUGUGCUGUAUAUUUAAAUGCCGAAUCCCUCGCACCAAGAAGGAGAUUGAGGCUCGCUAUGCCAAGCGCCAAGCGGCCAAGAAAUACGCCAACACCUUAGAGAACGUCCCCCCCCUCAACGAGCUGACCGAGAUCCCAGGAGCCGUCCCAGAGGUCGUCAGUAAGAAGGACGUCCCCACGGUCUCCGGCAAACUGGCUGCCGAGUCGGGUAAGAAGAACGGACAGAAGACUGAGGGGCCGAAGAGGACCAAGGAGGGCAAGGAGGGGGCGAGGGGCGAGGCCAGCGAGGCGGCCAAUAAGAAGGGGAAAGGACACAGCGAGGCCAAGAAAGAUGGCGGGAAGAGCGAGGGCAAAGGUCAGGGGAAAGCGAGGCCUACUGGCCAAAGGCCUCCGGCCAAGAAACCCCCGUAGGGGUCCCACCCCUCCCCCCACGUGUGACAUUGGACUCACUGUCAUCGGCACAAACUGUCGUCCCUAUCUCUCUAUUUCUCUAUCUCUCUGCUUUCCCUCUUUCUUUCUCCUCCAU
Callorhinchus milii (elephant shark) is the source of this 809-nucleotide messenger RNA. It is a transcript of the gene tmie, whose product is annotated as transmembrane inner ear. The record is from RefSeq and is a predicted model, not a curated record. NCBI's taxonomy places the organism in Eukaryota, Metazoa, Chordata, Chondrichthyes, Chimaeriformes, Callorhinchidae. The transcript has 4 exons. Bases 38 to 694 code for a protein of 218 amino acids.